AUUCACACCACUGAAACAGAAGUUGAUUUGCCUUGUUGCAGUACCUCUGGGAAGGGCAUCCUGUCCGGCCAUGCUGACGGCUCGAUUGUUCGCUACUUCUUUGAUGAUGAGGGAACUGGAGAUUCACAGGGAAAGAUCUGCACCCAUGGCUGUCCUCCGUAUGCCCUGGCCUGGGCUGCCAACAGUAUCAUGGUGGCAGGAUGCGACAAGCGCGUGAUUGUGUACGGGAAGGACGGGCGGUCUAUCCAGCAGUUUGACUACAGCCGUGAUGAUGAUGAGAAGGAGCUGACCACGGCCGUCUGUAGUCCCAGUGGUCAGUCAGUGGUCGUCGGCAGCUAUGACAGGCUGCGAGUGUACAACUGGAGCCCCAGGAAGGGCCUGUGGGAUGAGGCUAGGCCAAAGGAGAUCCCUAACCUCUACACCAUCACUGCACUGGCCUGGAAGAAGGAUGGGUCCAGGCUAACUGCUGGGACCCUGUGUGGAGGAGUGGAGCUCUUUGACUGCUGUCUACGGAGGUCCAUCUACAAAAACAAGUUUGAGAUGACAUAUGUUGGGCUCAGUCAGGUCAUAGUGAAGAACCUGUCAUCAGGCACACGUGUCGUCCUGAAGUCUCACUAUGGCUAUGAAAUCGAUGAGGUCAAGAUCAUGGGGAAAGACCGUUUCCUGGUGGCACACACCUCCGACACCAUCCUUUUGGGCGACCUCAAGACCAACAAGCUCAGCGAGGUUCCCUGGCAGAACACAGGAGGCAACGAGAAGUUCUUCUUCGAGAACGAGACGGUGUGCAUGAUCUUCAACGCGGGGGAGCUGACGCUCGUGGAGUAUGGCGCCAAUGAGAUCCUCGGCUCUGUACGCACUGAGUUCAUGAACCCACAUCUCAUCAGUGUCCGACUGAACGAGAGAUCAAUCCAUGGACAGGAGGAUAACAAGAAGAUGGCCUAUCUGAUGGACAUGAAGACUAUCGCCAUUAUGGACCUGAACAUGGGUUACGCCAUCUCCUCCAUCAGCCAUGACUCUAAAAUAGACUGGCUGGAACUCAACGAGACCGGGCGCAAACUGCUCUUCAGAGAUAAGAGGAUGAGGCUGCACAUUUAUGACCUGGAGUCUCAGGUGAAGACCACCAUGCUGAACUACUGUUCGUACGUCCAGUGGGUUCCCAACAGUGAUGUGGUGGUGGCUCAGAACAGGGGCAACCUGUGUGUGUGGUACAACAUAGAUGCACCAGAGAGGGUCACCAUGUUUCCUAUCAAGGGCGACAUUGUUGACUUGGAGCGUAAUGAAGGUAAGACAGAUGUGAUAGUGAACGAGGGCGUCACCACCAUCUCCUACACCCUGGACGAGGGGCUGAUUGAGUUUGGGACAGCCAUUGAUGAUGCAGACUUCCCAAGAGCUGCAGCUUUCCUGGAGUCCCUGGAGAUGUCGUCAGAGACAGAGGCGAUGUGGAAGACCCUGAGUAAGCUGUCCCUGGAGGCCCAGCAGCUGCACAUUGCCGAGCGCUGCUACGCUGCCCUGGGAGACGUGGCCAAGGCCAAGUACCUGCAGGACGUCAACAAACUGGCAGAGAAGGCUGCAGAAGACAUGGGAGGUGAUGGUAUGGACCACUACGUGGUGCGUGCGAAGCUGGCCAUGUUGGACAAACAGUUUGGUCAGGCCGAGGCCAUCUACCUGGAGCAGAACGAGAUUGACAAGGCCAUGGAGAUGUACCAGGAGCUGCACAAGUGGGACGAGUCCAUCUCAGUGGCAGAGGCAAAGCACCACCCUGAGCUGGAGACCCUGCGCAGGAACUACUACCAGUGGCUCAUGGACACCAACCAGGAGGAGAAGGCUGGAGAGGUGAAGGAGAAUGAGGGAGACUACAUCGCAGCCAUUAACCUGUACAUGAAGGCAGGGCUGCCAGCCAAGGCAGCACGGCUGGUCACCAGUCAUGAGGAACUGCUGUCCAACACUGACCUGGUCUCCAGGAUCGCCAGCGCACUCAUCAAGGGAGAGUUCUAUGAGAGGGCUGGAGACAUGUUUGAACAGAUCCGACAGAACCAGCGUGCCCUGGAGUGUUACCGUAAGGGCCACGCGUACCGGCGUGCUGUGGAGCUGGCGAGGAUGUCCUUCCCUAACGAGGUGGUUCGUCUGGAGGAGGACUGGGGAGACUGGCUGGUCGCACAGAAACAACUGGACGCUGCCAUCAACCACUACAUCGAAGCUGGCUGCUCGCUGAAGGCCAUUGACUCUGCCAUCCAGUCUCGGCAGUGGAACAAGGCUGUACAGAUAGUGGAACUCCAGGACCCAUCUGUAGCAGCCAAGUACUACUACAAGAUAGGCCAGCACUAUGCCUCCAUACAGGAGCUAGAGACUGCAGAGCGGUUCUUUGUGAAGUCAGGCCACACUAAGGAAGCCAUCGAGAUGUACACAUCAUCUGGCAAGUGGGAGGCUGCACACAAGCUGGCCAUGACAUGUAUGAAGCCUGAGGAUGUGGCAGUGUUGUACAUCACACAGGCUCAACAGCUGGAGUCUCAGGGUCGUUAUAGGGAAGCAGAGAGGUUGUAUAUCACAGUGGAUGAGCCAGACCUGGCCAUUACUAUGUACAAGAAGUUGCGUCGCUAUGACGACAUGAUCCGGCUGGUCCGUCUGCACCACAAGGACCUCUUACAGGACACACAUCUCCACCUGGCCAAGGAGCUGGAGAGUGAGGGGAACUUCCGUCAGGCUGAACACCACUACCUGGAGGCCAAAGACUGGAAGUCUGCCGUUAACAUGUACAGGACUAACGACAUGUGGGAUGAAGCAUAUAGGGUCGCCAAGUCCCAUGGCGGCCCAAAUGCUUCCAAACAAGUGGCGUACCUGUGGGCCAAGAGCCUGGGCGGAGACUCGGCUGUCAAGCUGCUCACCAAGUUUGGGCUGCUGGAGGCUGCAAUAGACUAUGCUGCUGAGAACUGUGCCUUUGACUUUGCCUUUGACCUUUCCCGGACUGCAAUGAAGAACAAGUUACCAGAAAUCCACCUCAAGCAUGCCAUGUAUCUGGAGGAUGAGGGUAAGUUCAAGGAGGCAGAGGCAGAGUUUGUCAGGGCAGGAAAGCCUAAGGAGGCUGUGCUGAUGUACGUCCAUAACCAGGACUGGGACGCAGCACAGAGGGUUGCUGAGGAACACGACAAGGACAGUGUGUCGGAUGUGCUGGUUGGUCAGGCUAGGUACGCGUUUGAACAGAAGGAUUACCAAAAGGCAGAGACGUUCCUGCUGAGGGCCCAGCGUCCAGAGCUGGCUGUUAAAUACUAUAAGGAUGCCGGGAUGUGGUCGGACGCCCUGCGUGUGUGUAAGGAGUACAUCCCCCACAAGCUGCAGCAGCUGCAGGAUGAGUAUGACAGGGAGAUGCUCACUAAAGGCAGCCAGGGGGCCGACGCCCUCAUCGAGCAGGCCAAGGAGUGGGAGUCCUCAGGAGAGUAUGUCCGAGCUGUGGACUGUUACGUCAAGGUCACUACGGUCCACACACAAGACCCUGGGGUGUUGGAGAAGUGUUGGAAAAAGGCUGCUGAGUUAGCCAUGAAGUUCCUGAGUGCAGAGAAAGCGGUGAAGGUUGUUGAGUUGGUGGGCCCUCGUCUGAUUGAUAUCAAGAAAUACAACACGGCUGCUGAGCUAUAUCUGAGUCUAGACAUGGUGAAGGAGGCCAUAGAUGCCUUCAUGGAUGGGGAGGAGUGGAACAAGGCUAAGAGAGUGGCAAAAGAAUUGGAGCCCAGGUAUGAGCAGUAUGUUGAUGACAAGUACAAGGACUACCUGAAGAACCAGGGCAAGGUGGAAUCGCUUGUUGGAGUGGAUGUGAUCGCAGCCCUGGACAUGUAUGUGGACAGGGGACAGUGGGAGAAGUGCAUUGAGACUGCAGAGGGACAGGGCUACAAGGUCCUGCACAAGUAUGUGGCUCUGUAUGCCACCCAUCUCAUCAAGGAGGGACAAACAGACAAGGCUCUGGAUCUGUACGUCAAACAUGGGGCACCAGCAAACCCUGCAAACUUCAACAUCUACAAGCGUAUUGUGCUGGAGAUCCUGUCCAUGCCUGAUCUGGACCGUGCUGACUCCUACCGGAUGUGGGCUGACCUCAGAGACCUGCUGUUGGACCUGUGUGAGAACAUGUCCAAGUCAUCAGAAGCCAGCAGCCCGGCCCAUGAGGAGUUUGAACAGAUGCUGCAGAUUGCACACUACUAUGCCAUCAGGUCUGCAUGUAUGGGACAGAAGGGCAUGGAACACAUUGUUGCUCGGCUAUCUGUGUCCCUGUUGAGACACUCAGACAUCAUACCUGCUGACAAGGCCUUCUACGAGGCUGGUGUUCACUGUAAGUCCAUGGGGUGGGAGAACAUGGCAUUUGUGUUCCUGAACAGAUACCUGGAUCUCAGUGAAGCUAUAGAGGAAGGUUCCCUGGACAUGUUAGACAACAGUGACUUCCAGGAUACAGACAUCCCCUUUGAGAUCUCCUUACCAGAAAAGCAACACCUUCCUGAUGACAAGCGAGAGGAGGUGAAGGAGUGGGUGUUAGCCGUGUCCAUGGACCAGCGGGUAGAACAGAUCCUCCCCAUGGACGAGCGUGACACGUACGAGGCCUCGCUUGUCGCCAUCAACACCGGCAUCCGCUCACUGCCCUGUGUCGUUACAGGGUACCCUGUACUACGUAACAAGGUGGAGUUCAAACGUCCAGGCAAGGCUGCCAACAAGGAUGACUGGAACAAGUUCCUCAUGACAACCAAGAUGACCCACAGUACCGAGUGCCAGGAUGUGUUGAAGUUUGUUGGCAACUGGUGUGGGGCCACACCCAACCCCAACUUCUCCUUCCAGUAAAGUACACACAAAAUGUAGGGCAGCACUGUCUGCGUUUGAUACCUGAAAGGGUACCAUCAGAGCCAGGUUACAAAGCAUGGAGUAGUGCUUUUGCAUGGUUUACAGCAAUACUGCUUCUCAAGAAAUAAUUCAUAAUAUUAUCAACUUUAAAUCAAUCAUUCCGUCCAGUCUAGAGGACAUUUAGCUAUAUGCUACAAUUUACUGCUGAUAGCAAAGUAAGUUAGAGAUAUAUAAACUGUGUCACUGAAUUUGAAGAUAUACACAUAUUGUACAUUUAUUAUUACAUGUAUCAGAGAAUAUUGGCAUUGUAAUCAUGAUAGAGGUUUACAAGAGUGAUAUUCUGAUAUACAGAAACUGUGCUUAUUGAAAAGAUUUAAAUUAGCACACUUAAAUAGGAUGUCAGAUAGAUACAUUGUAUGUUUCCAGUGGUUAUAAUCACAUGGUUCCUUCACAAAAAUGCAAAGUACUAAUAGAAAGAUUUUAUUUGCACAUGCAUGAAAUCACAAGAUACUGCAUAAACAUGUUAUUUCAAGAUACGGCAUUCCUAGCAGAUCUUGUUGAGUUUUUGUGCUUUGUAGUCUGUGUGUUGUAGUUGUCACAAGAGACAUCAGGGACAGUUGUCAUGUUUUCUGAAGUGUACCAGACUUAACUCCAAACCAGUACUUAUAUGUAUAUGUUGCACUGUAAUGUAUGGUUUUCAUGAACAGAGGUAAAUAAAAGUUAAUCAAUUUGUGGUGAAAAA
Molecule: messenger RNA, 5557 nt
Organism: Branchiostoma belcheri (Belcher's lancelet)
Lineage: Eukaryota; Metazoa; Chordata; Leptocardii; Amphioxiformes; Branchiostomatidae
Product: intraflagellar transport protein 172 homolog
Exons: 37
Biological process (GO): intraciliary transport
Cellular component (GO): axoneme; intraciliary transport particle B; ciliary basal body
Molecular function (GO): protein binding
Source: RefSeq, a predicted model, not a curated record